Molecule: messenger RNA, 4196 nt
Organism: Triticum dicoccoides
Lineage: Eukaryota; Viridiplantae; Streptophyta; Magnoliopsida; Poales; Poaceae
Product: pentatricopeptide repeat-containing protein At3g18020-like
Exons: 1
Coding region: 128-2329 (733 amino acids)
Biological process (GO): mitochondrion organization; RNA processing
Cellular component (GO): mitochondrion
Molecular function (GO): protein binding; mRNA binding
Source: RefSeq, a predicted model, not a curated record
UCAGGCGGGCCCCCGAUACGAUGCUCGUCGGCGGGAACCUGCCCGCGGCAGAUCGCAGAAACUAGAGCGACCGUGCGACGGCGUCGUCGGGUACCGUCUCGACCCUGCGCCUCCUUUCGCCUCCGACAUGAUGGCGGCCGCAGCGCAUCCCGGGCAGCCGGACCUGGGCGGACUGGUGGACGCGCUCUGCGCGUCCGGCCGCUCCGCCGAGGCGCACCACCGCGUCGCGCUCCUCCUCUCCUCCGCAUCCGCAUCCGCGUCGCGCCGCCUCGACGCGCCCACCGCCAACGGCCUCCUCGCCCGCCUCCUCCGCGCGCGCACGCCCCUCCUCACGCUCCGCCUCGUCCAGGCCGCCCCGUUCGCGCCCUCCCUCCCCAACUACAACCGCCUCCUCGCCCUGCUCUCCUCCGCCGCCGCGCCCUGGCUCCUCCUCCUCGCCCACCGCCUCCUCCUCCGCAUGCGCGUGCCUCCGAGCGCCGUCUCCUACGCCGCGCUGCUGGACGGCUACGCGUGCGCCGCGGACCCUCGCGCCGCCCAGAAGCUGCUCGACGAAAUGCCCCGCUGGGGGCUCGCCCCCAGCUCCCUCGCGCGCACUUUCCUCGUCAAGGCCUUCCUCCGCAGCCGCGACGUCGGCGCGGCCAUGGACCUCGUCGACAACCGGCUCUGGCCCAGCAUGGAGCGCUGCCACGACGAGGACCAGGGGCUCAAGAACGCGGCCUUUGCCAACCUUGUGCAGUGCCUGUGCGUCGAGGGGUUCUUCCACAUUGUCUUCCGCGUCGCCGAGGAGAUGCCGCAGCGGCGCUGCCUCGUCCCGGACGAGUUUGCCUAUGCCCAGAUGAUUGACUCUCUCUGCCGGGCUGGACAGCACCAUGGCGCCUCCAGAAUAGUGUACAUCAUGGGGAAGAGGGGCCUGUGCCCAAGCACCCUGUCCUACAACUGCAUUGUUCACGGGCUAUGCACCAGCCAGAAGCCCGGGGGACGCCUGAGGGCGUACCAGCUGGUGAUGGAAGGUGUGCGUUCCGGGUACCGACCGAGAGAGGUAACAUACAAGGUACUCGUCGAAGAGCUCUGCCGGGAGAAAGAGCUUGCCAAGGCAAAGGAUGUCCUGGAGCUGAUGCUGCAGCCCCAAUGUGGGCAUGACAAGCCUGACGAGGAGACCAGGACUAGGCUAUACAAUAUGUUCCUUGGGGCACUGCGUGCUGUGGACAACCCAAGCGAGCAGCUCAGUGUGCUCGUGUCCAUGUUGCAGGGGGACUGCAAACCGGAUGUGAUCACUAUGAACACUGUCGUUCAUGGCUUCUGCAAAGUUGGGCGUACCCAGGAGGCUAGAAAGAUUUUGGACGACAUGAUUAAUGGGCAAUUCUGUGCUCCUGAUGUUGUCACCUUCACCACACUCAUUUCGGGAUACCUGGAUGUAGGUGAGCAUGCAGAAGCCCUCCAUGUGCUGCACACUUUGAUGCCCAGGCGCCGGUGCGCCCCUAAUGUUGUCACUUACAAUUCUGUCCUCAAGGGAUUGUUCUGCCUUGGGCUAGUUGACAGAGCAAUGCAGGUCAUCGAUGAAAUGAAAUCAAGUAGCAUCACUGCCGACUCUGUAACUCACACUGUGGUGAUCAAAGGGUUGUGCAACGCGGGGCAGCUUGAGAAAGCAAAGGCAUUCUGGGACAAUGUAGUCUGGCCAUCAGGGAUACAUGAUGGUUAUGUGUACAGUGCAAUCUUGAGAGGCCUCUGCAAACUGGGGAAACUGGAGCAGGCAUGUGAUUUCCUAUAUGAGUUGGCAGACUGUGGGGUUUGUCCCAGUGUUGUCUGCUACAACAUACUCAUUGACACUGCCUGCAAGCAGGGAUUGAAGAAGUUGGCCUAUCAAUUGGUGAAGGAGAUGAGAAGGAAUGGGCUUUCACCGGACGCUGUGACUUGGAGGAUUCUUGAGAAAUUGCACCUUUAUGGCAAUGAAGAGCAAGAGGAGCACCAGGUCCCCACUUAUCAUAUCGAUCAAAGUUCUGCAGAUGACAGAGUAGAGCCUCUCGUCUCAACAAAAAAUGAGAUACCUUCGUUGUCAUCGUCAUCAUCGUCAGAACCUUUGGAUGAAGUAUACAAGAAUAACAACGAAGCUAAGGUUGAAGAAGCUGGAAGGUCACCAGAAAGGACUGAGAACCCAUCAGAUCUUACUGAGCCAGCAAAGGAGCAGAACUAUCUGAUAGACAGUUCAGUGGUUGGACCAACAAUGGACAAGGAUCAUACAAUCAGUGAUGAUGGCUUCAACAAGCAGGAUGAGCAACCUCUAAGAGAACCACUUUCUGGAGUAGCCAGAAGGGUUUUUGGCUUGCUCUAGAACAAGAACAAAGUGUUGCUGGUUAGAAGGGGCACAUAUUAGAACAUUGUGCAAUGAAGGCUAAAUUUUUAUUGUUAUUUUGGACUUGUCAAUGAAGGCCGAGUUAGUGACAGCAGCAAAGCUGGUUACCUGUCCACCUAUUGGAGAAUAAGGCUUGAGCUUGACUGACACGACUGAUUUUUAGCUGCACUUGACAUAAGCUUGUCGAUAAUAAAUCUGACAUGUUUUAUAAGUGCAUCUCUACUCAGUACUCACCCAACAACUGAAAUCCAUAAUUUUGCAGAAACCGAUGGAGAGUAAAGAACACUGCAUGUAGUGCCUUCAGAUUGCUCCAGUUUUGCAAUUGCUCGCCACUGUCAGGUCUUGUUGUAUUUGUGAUGCAUAUGAAGAUACUUGGGAGCAUGCUCUACUUUAUUCUACAAUGUCUAAGUGCACCUGGGCUCUUUUGGAUGAAGACCUCAUGGAGAUGCUUGCAAGCCUGUGAAUCAUUGAUUCAAGACAUUGGGGUUUCAAUAUAUGUAAGAGCAUGUCAAAAGGUGAGACGGCCAAGGUACUUAUCACUUCAUGGGCGGUAUUGUUGGCGCGUCGCAAGGUAUGAGAGUGUUUUGACAAGGACUGAUGCUACUGUCGGACUUGUUAACUGUAUGCUGCUGGCCUGGAGUUCAUCUAUGAAGAGCGGUUGUUGGAGUCCUCGGAGCGCCUCAUCUACGCCGGGAUCUCUGAAGAGACCUCCCCAGCGUCGGUCGUGCUCCUGAUGAUUGACCGUGGGCGUACCAUAGUCUACGCCAAGCCUGGCGACCAGCGGUGGGCUGUGAUUGAGCAUGACGAGAUCGGGAGACCCAAUCGCUACGCAUCAUAUCGGCUAUCGUCGGCAUCAACCCUGCAGGGGCGCUUCUACUUUGCGACUCUUGAGGGGAAUAUAAUGCAUGUGAGGCUCUGCCCUGAGCCUCAGUUGGUGCCCAUAGUCGUGAACCAGCCCAAAACCAGGGGAGAAGUGUCCUCCUACCUUGUCCCUCCCGACGACCACCGCUGCGGCGGCAUGCUCAUGGUGCGCUACUACCUCGACCUUGAUCACCUCAGCGCUGACGAGCGGAGAAUAAUGACGCGCAGGAGGAAGCGCAUGGAUGUGAUCAGGGUGGAGAACAGGCUGAAGGAGUGCUGGUGGAACCUGAUCCAGGUGUUCGAGGUGAAUGUGUCCGGAAAGAGGCUCGUCCCGGUGGAGGACAUUGGCCGCCACCACGCGGUGUUUGUCGGGGAGACGGCAUGCUUCUCCCUCUCUGCCAGGACGUUUCCGUGCGUGGCUGGGAACGCGGUGCACCUGGGGGCGACCGGUGCCCACUACCCUCCCGUCGGUGUGCGGUAUCUGGCGGACAAGAGUGCGGAUCCACCGUUUGAGUUCACCACUGACGGGCCAGCUUCUCCCGAUGAACCAAUGAAAUGGUACCACCGACAUAACAGACCAGAGCUGAAUCUUUUUCUUGACACUGGACCAGAGCUGAAUCUGGUGCCUCUUGCUCGCCCCUGUACACUGCAAGAGUACCUCGUCUGUUGCGCAGGCCUCCCUGGCGGCCUAAAGGACUAAUCAAAUCCUGAGCAAGUUAGGUAUGCCGUCUGUCCGUUAUUGGGUUGUGUGUUCUUGAGAAGUUUAAACAUCAAUCCUACCUAUAGCUCCUCGGUUCAUUUCUCCCUUGUGUUGCCCCAAAAAAUUAUGAGAGAUGGGCAAUAAAGUCUAGAAUUAUGCAAUAGCAGUUGUUACCUCUAAAGUUCAAGCUGAUGUAUUCUUCAAAUACUUGCCUCGGUUAAUUUCUCGUGUGUUACUCCAGGAAAUUCUGAAAGAUGAGAAUACAAUCCAGUGUAGGAUUAUUUA